AUGCCAUGCCUGCAACCUGAGCACGAUGGGGCGUCUACUCACGCCUUUGGCAACACCUUCAUCCUGCCACCCAGCGCACAUCACGACAGCACCGUAAUCUUCCUACACCGUCGCGGGAGCACGGGCCGGGAAUUCUGCAGCGAACUCGCCACCAGCGUCAUGUCGAACCUCCGGACGCUGCAGAACGCGCUGAGAUGCCGUGGCUUCCGUCUCGUGUUUCCGACGGCGCGUCUUGUUUUCAGCCAUUGCUUCGCCGAGUGGACGCCUGCGUGGCUCGGGGCUUUCUUCCGCGGCCUGGAUUACUUGGACGAGGAUCAUCACGAGGUCGUCACUCAGAAUAUCGUCGACGGGAUCGACUUCCUCCACAGCCUGAUUGACGAUGAGACGGAGCUCGUGGGCGGCAACGCCCGCAAUGUUUUCCUCGUCGGCAUGGGCGAGGUCGGCUCCAUCGGCAUGUGGGCGCUGCUCACGCAGCCUUCACCGGCCCGCGCGCUGGGAGGAUUCAUCGGCAUCAACGCGAGCCUGCCUUUUGCGCCGAGCAUGAUGAGGCACCUGCGGGGCGAGGUAGGCCAGCCGCGACAGGAUCACCCCGGCGAGGAGCAGCGUCGUCGGCAGGACGAGUUUGUGCGGGACAUGUUGGGCGCGAUCGUGCGGCCGAGGCCCCGGGUAAGGCCAGAGCCACUGCCUCAUGUGUGCAGGACCCCGGUGCUCCUCAUGCACGGGACGGACAACGAGAUUCUGGACGUGGAACGCGGUCGCGAGGCCUAUGCAUUGCUGAGUGCUUUGGGUUUCCGCACGGCGUGGCUCGGGUAUGCGGGCGCGGAGGAGGAUGGGAACUGGAUCAAGGAGCCGGAGGGGAUGGACGACAUAUUUGAGUUUAUCUCCGGGUCCCGCUGA
Messenger RNA from Purpureocillium takamizusanense, 897 nucleotides. Its product is annotated as Lysophospholipase. Gene Ontology annotation, molecular function: palmitoyl-(protein) hydrolase activity; carboxylic ester hydrolase activity. The transcript has a single exon. Gene Ontology annotation, biological process: protein depalmitoylation. The record is from RefSeq and is a predicted model, not a curated record. The coding region runs from base 1 to 897 and encodes 298 amino acids. NCBI's taxonomy places the organism in Eukaryota, Fungi, Ascomycota, Sordariomycetes, Hypocreales, Ophiocordycipitaceae. Gene Ontology annotation, cellular component: cytoplasm.